Molecule: messenger RNA, 642 nt
Organism: Papaver somniferum (opium poppy)
Lineage: Eukaryota; Viridiplantae; Streptophyta; Magnoliopsida; Ranunculales; Papaveraceae
Product: kinesin-like protein KIN-UB
Exons: 4
Coding region: 1-642 (213 amino acids)
Biological process (GO): nucleus-vacuole junction assembly
Molecular function (GO): protein-membrane adaptor activity
Source: RefSeq, a predicted model, not a curated record
AUGGUGCAGGUCAUUGAGCUCCAAUUUGAGAACUCGUACUUCACGUGUGAAGUGUGGUCAAGAGUCUCAAGACCACCGAGUGUCUUUGUUCCAGAUAAGCUACAGACAGAAUUACGUGCAGAAGGCGGCAUAAAGGCUCUGUUAGGAAUGGCGAGGUGUGCACAUCCAGGCGUUCUUGCGCAAGUUGCACGUGGAAUUGCAGACUUUGCAAAAUGUGAAUCCAGAGCAGCCACUCAAGGCUCACAAUCUGGAAAGUCUCUCCUUAUUGAUGAUGGAGCUCUUCCUUGGAUCGUGCAGAAUGCCAACACUGAAGCCCCGCCAGUCAGGCACUAUAUUGAGUUUGCACUUUGCCAUUUGGCACAGAAUGAAGUAAAUGCGAAAGACAUGAUUAGUGGUGGUGCGCUAUGGGAGCUGCUUCGUAUCUCACGAGACAGCUCUCGCGCAGAUGUAAGAACUACUGCCCACCGGAUUCUAACUUCAAGCCCUAUUUUCCAAGCUGAAGUGCGACGCUUGCGUAUUGAGUGCAAGAAAAACUUGAUCCGGCUGGGGGUUCUAGCCCAAAGAAGUGGUUUUACAACUCCUUCACGGCAACGAAAGAAAAGAAAACCCAAAAAAACUGGUGGACAAUCUGACAAUUCGUAA